Rotaria sp. Silwood2 is the source of this 636-nucleotide messenger RNA. Lineage: Eukaryota; Metazoa; Rotifera; Eurotatoria; Philodinida; Philodinidae. The record is from the annotation of a GenBank genome assembly.
AUGUUUCAAAAACGACCUGUGCAUUUUAUUCAAUUCUGCUUAUCAGUGAAAGAAAGUCCAAGUAAUAUUAAAACGGCCGAAACAUGCCUACGUCAAACAAAAUCUGAAGUUCUUGAUAUGAAUUAUCAAAAAGAAGGUGUACUGGUGACCGACAACAAAAUAUAUGCUAAUUAUAUAGCAUUAGAUCAAACAAUCGUGUGUUCUAUUAAUAGGCAUGGCAAAAGUCAUGGUGGUAUAAACGGAAGAUUUACUGAAGAGACAAUUGACGUAUGGACCAAUUCAUUUGGCUUUCAUGCUGUUUUAACAAACAUUUUGCAUGAUGUCUGUGAUAUAGAAACAGAUAAUAAUGGUAUUGAUUAUCAUGUCGAAUGUAUUCCGACAAGGCAAACUAUUGAUGAACAAGAUUUAACAAAAAUUAUGAACAAACUAAAACAAGAAAAACUCUUUUCACCAGCCACUAAUGAGUUUAGAACCUUAAUGUCGGAUAAACUUGUUCAUGAAGAUGUCAUCAACAACAUUUCUACAUGUUUUGAUCGUGGUCUCGAAGCAAUGGCAUCAUAUGUCAAAUAUCGUUUGAUUAAAAAGGUAGUACCAAUAGACGAGCCACUUAAAGCUAUGUAUUAUUUGAGUAAAUGA